AUGACUAAAGGUCUAUCUACUUCAACAGCUAGUGGCAAUGCCAAUGUACAUUCAACCAAUAAACAAGACUUAAUUCGUCAAUUAUGGCUGACAGCAGAUUGUGUUUGUUUUGAUGUUGAUUCAACUGUAUGUGUAGAAGAAGCUAUUGAUGAAUUAGCAAAAUUUCAGCAAGUUGGUGCAUUAGUUGAAGCUAUAACAAGAAAUGCAAUGGGUGGUAAUAUGAGUUUUCGUACAGCUUUACAAGCGCGUCUUAACCUUAUUCAACCAACACGUCCACGUUUAGAACAAUUUCUUGUAAGUCAUCCAUCUCAAUUAACCGACGGUAUUGCGGAACUUAUUGAUUUAUUACAUGAAAGAAACGUUCCCGUUUAUUUAAUAACAGGUGGUUUUCAUUAUAUAGUUGACCCUGUUGCUAAAAACUUAAAUAUUCCAUUAAAAAAUGUUUUUGCCAAUCGACUAUUAUUCAAUGAUGAUGGUACCUAUGCCGGUUUCGAUGAAGAUGAAAUGACAUCGGAUUCUGGUGGUAAAGGACGUGCUGUUGAAUAUCUUAAAAAUCAAUAUGGUUAUCAACGUUUAAUUAUGAUUGGUGAUGGUGCUACUGAUAUGGAAGCCGAUGCCAAUGGUUUUAUUGGGUUUGGUGGAAAUAUUGUACGAGAAAAGGUGCGUGAUGCUGCACCAUGGUUUGUUAAUUCAUUUUAUACACUUAUUGACGAACUUCGAAACAAUACUAUAGCAAAUGUUGCAUAUCAUCAACGAUUGGCUACAAGAAAAUAUUCGACAGAAAUCGAAGCUAAUUAA
Molecule: messenger RNA, 798 nt
Organism: Rotaria socialis
Lineage: Eukaryota; Metazoa; Rotifera; Eurotatoria; Philodinida; Philodinidae
Source: the annotation of a GenBank genome assembly